Protopterus annectens (West African lungfish) is the source of this 2693-nucleotide messenger RNA. Its product is annotated as heat shock protein HSP 90-alpha-like. NCBI's taxonomy places the organism in Eukaryota, Metazoa, Chordata, Ceratodontiformes, Protopteridae. The record is from RefSeq and is a predicted model, not a curated record. The coding region runs from base 312 to 2498 and encodes 728 amino acids. The transcript has 11 exons. Gene Ontology annotation, molecular function: ATP binding; ATP-dependent protein folding chaperone; disordered domain specific binding. Gene Ontology annotation, biological process: protein folding; cellular response to heat; protein stabilization. Gene Ontology annotation, cellular component: nucleus; cytosol; myelin sheath.
UAGAAAUCCAGUAAAUCCGGCUGUGUAUGUAAAACAGGUGUAACUUGCUACUGCUGUAGCUUAUAGAGCAGUAUUUCUAACGGAAAUCGUCACUGUACACUACUCCGAUAGGCGUGUUCUUAGAAAAUACGAGAAUAAUCCAUAGAUUGUAUGUACAGAAGCCAGCCCACCAAUUCAUUGACAUCGGCCUAUUUUUUUCCAGAAGGUUCAAGCAUUUUUAAGAGCAGGGGUUUCUAGAAAGUAUAGCUCUCUUUACAAAUAGAAGUGAACGCAGAAGCUUUUGUAGCGUGAAAAAUACCGUUUACUUCAAGAUGCCAGAGGAAGUGCAGACUGUUCCGGAGCAGACAAUGGAAGAAGAUGUGGAAACGUUUGCCUUUCAGGCUGAAAUUGCUCAGCUGAUGUCUUUGAUCAUCAACACCUUUUAUUCUAACAAGGAGAUCUUUCUAAGAGAAAUAAUUUCUAAUUCAUCUGAUGCUUUGGACAAAAUAAGAUAUGAAAGUCUGACUGAUCCCAGCAAACUAGAUUCAGGGAAAGAGCUGAAAAUUGACAUUAUUCCCAAUAAACAUGAUCGUACCUUGACCAUUAUAGACAGUGGUGUUGGCAUGACAAAGGCAGACCUGAUAAACAACUUGGGUACCAUUGCCAAGUCUGGAACAAAGGCUUUCAUGGAAGCUCUACAGGCUGGUGCAGAUAUCUCUAUGAUUGGUCAGUUUGGUGUUGGAUUUUAUUCUGCUUAUCUGGUGGCCGAGAAAGUGAUCGUAAUCACCAAACACCAUGAUGAUGAGCAGUAUGCUUGGGAGUCUUCUGCAGGAGGUUCAUUCACUGUCCGUCUUGAUACGAGUGAACCCCUAGGCAGAGGUACAAAAGUUAUUCUGCACCUGAAGGAAGACCAAACUGAGUAUAUUGAAGAAAAAAGAAUUAAGGAGAUUGUAAAGAAGCACUCGCAGUUUAUUGGUUAUCCAAUAACUCUCUAUGUUGAAAAGGAACGUGACAAGGAAGUGAGUGAUGAUGAAGUAGAAGAAAAGGAAGCAAAGGAUGAGACUGAAAAGGAGGACAAACCCAAGAUUGAAGAUGUAGGCUCUGAUGAUGAAGAGGAGCAGAAGGGUGAAAAGAAGAAGAAAAGGAAGAUCAAAGAAAAAUACACUGACAAGGAGGAAUUAAAUAAGACUAAACCAAUCUGGACCAGAAACCCUGAUGACAUCACCAAUGAGGAGUAUGGAGAAUUCUACAAAAGUCUGACCAAUGACUGGGAGGACCACUUGGCUGUGAAACAUUUUUCUGUGGAAGGUCAGCUCGAGUUCAGAGCACUGCUGUUUAUUCCACGGCGAGCCCCAUUUGAUCUCUUUGAGAGCAGGAAAAAAAAGAACAAUAUUAAACUGUAUGUGCGCAGGGUGUUCAUCAUGGAUAACUGUGAAGAGCUGAUCCCAGAAUAUUUGAAUUUCAUCAGGGGCGUGGUAGACUCUGAGGACCUUCCCUUGAACAUUUCCCGAGAAAUGCUACAACAGAGCAAGAUCUUAAAAGUAAUCCGGAAGAACCUGGUUAAAAAGUGUCUGGAACUUUUCACAGAGGUGGCAGAAGAUAAGGAAAACUACAAAAAAUUCUAUGAGCAGUUUUCAAAAAAUAUGAAGCUUGGAAUCCAUGAAGAUUCACAGAUCCGCAAAAAGCUUUCAGAGCUGCUCCGGUACUAUACUUCUGCAUCUGGAGAUGAAAUGGUAUCCCUUGCAGAUUACAUUUCCCGUAUGAAGGAGAACCAGAAACACAUUUAUUUUAUUACUGGAGAAAGCAAGGAUCAGGUAGCAAAUUCUGCAUUUGUGGAACGCCUGAAGAAACAUGGUUUGGAGGUAGUCUAUAUGAUCGAGCCAAUUGACGAGUACUGUGUGCAACAGCUGAAGGAGUAUGAGGGAAAGACCUUAGUCUCUGUUACUAAAGAAGGUCUUGAACUUCCAGAGGAUGAGGAAGAGAAAAAGAAACAAGAAGAAAAGAAGUCUAAAUUUGAAAAUCUGUGUAAAAUUAUGAAGGACAUUCUUGAAAAGAAAGUUGAGAAGGUAGUUGUAUCCAACAGACUGGUGUCAUCGCCGUGCUGUAUUGUAACAAGCACAUAUGGUUGGACUGCCAAUAUGGAAAGGAUUAUGAAGGCCCAGGCACUUCGAGAUAAUUCUACUAUGGGUUACAUGGCUGCCAAGAAACAUCUAGAAAUAAACCCAGACCACGCCAUUAUUGAAACUCUGAGGCAGAAGGCAGAGGCCGACAAGAAUGAUAAAUCUGUGAAAGAUCUUGUAAUACUACUGUUUGAAACUGCAUUACUGUCUUCUGGAUUCACUCUUGAAGAUCCUCAGACUCAUUCCAGCCGCAUCUACAGGAUGAUAAAAUUGGGUUUAGGUAUUGAUGAUGAUGACGAUAUACCUGCAGAAGGUGGCACUGCAACAGAAGCAAUGGAUGAAAUGCCGCCCUUGGAAGGAGAAGGUGAAGAUGCCUCCCGCAUGGAAGAAGUUGACUAAAGCUCAUUAAUGGGCUGAAACAGCAUUGGUGCAAAAACGUGUUAAACUUCCGUGAAGUUUAAAGUUUUCUUAAUCUCUUUAUUUUGAGGUUUUCUGUAUGGUUUGCAAAUGCACUUUACAUUGGUAAACUGAGCUGUUUAAUGUUCUCUGUUUUUGAGGUUAACAAAAUUGAAUGCAAUAAAAUAAAAAUGGUAA